Caenorhabditis auriculariae is the source of this 4325-nucleotide messenger RNA. The record is from the annotation of a GenBank genome assembly. Lineage: Eukaryota; Metazoa; Nematoda; Chromadorea; Rhabditida; Rhabditidae.
AUGGGCGUGCGAUUAUUUCUCCUCUCGCGACACGUCAUACUCGGUUGCCUGCAAGGUAGGGUUUCUUUGUCAAUCAGUUGCUUGGAGCGGCGGUUCUUCCCUGCGGCCAAAGAGAGAGAAUGCACGUUCGAUAGAGAGCGGACGGCCGCGUCGCAGCCGCCUCGCUCCCCGAGCACGCUCACCCUCUCCUCAACUCUUCACUCUUUAUCAUUUUAAUUUCCGCGCUCACUCACAUCAAGUUUACUUCCGUUCCUGCUCGUUGAAUCUCUGUGUCAAGUUCUGUGAAAUUGUGGGAUCGCUUUUCUGAUUUUCUAUUACUUUCACUGAGCACAAGUGGGAAAUAAAAAUUUGAAAGUUAAUAAAAUUCAUUUCACUCAAAUAAAGUAGGCUCGUGAAGGUGCCUAGUUUUUGAAACCAAUUAUCAAAUAAAAUGGAAAGAUUACAUACAUAUUCUUUUUUUUUUCUCACACCUUGAUUUAUCGUCUUUUGGAAUUGUUUCCUGAAAAAUCCCAAAUAAGAAUUCAGUUAAAACAAAAGUUUAAUGGAACUUAAUUUUCUUUAACCUUAAACUAUAUUAUAGACUUGAAUCGUCCUUUAUUUUUUUAAGUUCCAUCAUAGAUAGUCUGUUUUUUGUCGCCAUGGCGCCACGGCACACCUCGGUUUGGUCGCGGUCAUCUGCUGUUUUGUACGCAAUGCACAGGAUGCAUUUAGAGCGACGCGAGAAGUAUAAAUUGCGUUUCAAAAAAUUAUUUUUUCAAUUGAAUUUUUGAGGAUCAAUUUUCAAUACAUUCUUAAAGAGUAAAAUGUACGAAUUUUGUUCUGUAUCAAGUUUUUUUAUUUAUCUGACACGCCGUUAUAAAAUCAUCGGUUUUAUACUUUUUAAAAAAAAAGUUUUAUAAAAUAUCUGUUCGUAUUUAAAUGAGUUGUCUUACUAGAGUUAAGUUUUUUGGAGACUCUGUUAUGAAAAAUUUGAUAUAGAAUCGAGUUUCUGAUUUUACGGUUACAGAGUUUUUUUUUUGAUAACCUUCCUAUGUUUUUGAAUGAAUGAAUGUUUAUUUCGCUCACAGACAGAUCUGUGGCGUGGAGGAAGAGAACCAUGAAAGUUAUAUUUGCCUCCACUUCGAUAAAGUUCCACUUUAAUCUAAAAAAAUAUUUUUAGGUCGAAAUCGAAGAGAAUCAAAAAGAAAAAGUAAUCUAUAAACGAGUUGAAUCAUUUUGUGAAAUUUGCAGCUUCCUUUAUCAAAAAAACCAAUUUUUUUCAAACAACUUUUAAAUCUUCUUUGGUCAUCCUCAAAAAAACCAUAACUCUGUUUUAAGCCGUUCCAGUAUUUAUACACGCGUUGCGUAAUAAAGUUAUAGUGAACAUGAUGGAUUGGUGGUGGUUCGAGUUUAAGGCCGUUGCCUCUCAGUUGGUUUUCGUCUAUUUGAUAUCGUUUGUAAUUUGAAUGGAGAUGGACACCAAUAAUAGCCAUAUAUGAACUGAUGUGUAAUUAUGAUAUCUUUUCGCAGACGCCUUGUCCAUAGAGUGUCUAGAGAAAGGGAUUUUAGUCUUACAGCAUAGGUUUCUUUUGGGAGAAGCCGUUUGGUGAAUUUUCUUUGAACCGAUUCUAGCCUGUUUAUGUCAGAUUGGGUUGGUGGAGAGAAUAGCUCCGAUCCAUACUCUAAAAUUGGUAGAAUUUUGGCUUUAUAACAGUUCAUAAAGUUUUUAACGGAAAAGAUUAUUGAUUAUACGAAUGCUUUUUUUGACUAUUAUGUCGAUAUGAUGAUGCAUUUUCAGAUCGGAACUGAAAUUAACUCCUAAAUCUCUAAUCACCUCUUGUUUGGGGAUGGGUUCCCCUCCUAUUCUAUAGUCGUUCCAGAUUCCCCUUCUUUUACCAUACCGCACAUAGACGCUUUUAGAGCUAGAAAUAGAUAGUUGCCUUUCUAAAAGCCAGUAUCUUAUUGAGUUAAUAUCUGAUUGCAGCUUUUGCAACUCUUCAAUAACUGGAUUUUUUGCAUUAUUAGUGAAAGUUUUUUUUUAAUUCCUAUUUUUCUCGAAGGUGCUCUACAGUUCCCGUAGGAGCAUAAUCCCCGCUAGCGGCCAUUGUUUGUCUCGGUUUUUUUUUCGCUCUCGGCCCCUUAUGUUUUCGAGUCGAAGCCAUCCACCAAGUUUCUCUUUCGAGAUUUUUUUUUCCGAUUUUAGAAAUGGCCAAGCCGGUGAACGCGUUCAGUAGCGACGGAACAUUUCAAGUGGAUGCCAUAUGGGACUGCAACGCCCCCAAAUACCGAGUAGCUUGCCAGUCUGUUCAUGUUACCAAGGUAAGAGUCUUUUUCGAGUAUAAGGUUUUUUUUUUCAUAGUUCUUUUAAUAUUGUCAUUUUCUGCUUUGUUAGAAAGCAUUGAAUUAAAAAAUUUACUUCCGGCGUCAGAUAUGAUGUUUCUUGUGCAUACACUCCAGACGAAACUUGACAUUUUCCGAAAUUUUUUAAUUGAACAAAAAAUGAAUUUUAGAUGCUAGAAAAGUGGAACAGUUUUGAUUGCUCAUUUAUCUUUACUAUCAAAACGGGUACUUAAAAAACCAACUUUUUAUUGAAAUGAGAGGUGGUAAGAAAAUGAUUUUUUAGGCGGCCAAGUUCAUCGGCUACUCGCAAGUUUUCAUCAUCGCUCUCUUCGCGAUUUCCGUCGUCAGCUUGUAUUCUCAGCCCCAUCCUGUAAGUUAAACUCGAAUUAUCAGGGAUGAUCUUCUCAUUUUCACAGAAAGUCGAGGAGCUAGAAUACCGCGAUGAAGUCAACGUCUACCUCACUCCGCGCUACAUCUCCGGCCUUCUCACCGCCCUUUCUCUGCAGCUCUCGCUGGUCAGUUGAGCCUUCCAGUCGCUUUAUUUUCUUCCCCUUGAUUCGAAAAGAUUAAGAAAACAUACUACGCUGUUGAGACUCAAAAAUGUUCCGAUGGAACACAGACUUUUCUAGUGUAAAUAAAAUCAACUUUAGAACAGAAUUUGGAACUUUUUUUAUUCAAAGUUUUCGCAUUCAAAAAUAAAUCGGGAUACACCUUAGGAACUCCAGAGUGGUCCCUAUAUGGGUUAGAGAAAAAAACAGCCCCUAUAGGGGACAAAAAAAUGCUAGCCGAUAAUUGUUAUGAACUCUAAGCGAAGAAGCAUUUCCGUAGGAAAAACUGAAGAAACAAGCAUUUGUUCGGAUGAAAUUGAAAGACCCCUGUAGGGUUCACUUGAAGUUUAGGGGCUAAAGGGUCAGAACCUAAACCUUUAUGAGGACUACCUUAAUUUUACCACUAUAAGGACCACUUUUUCGGCCCUUAUAGGACCCCUCUACAAUUUCAAAAUAAUUGACAAAAAUUACAAGUUACAGGUUGUCCUGAUGUUGCACGGAGUGCGAACCGGCCGUCGCUCCUUCCUUCUUCCGUUCAUCGCUUUCGCCUCGGUUGCCCUUUUCUUGGCAAUUUUCCAGGUAUAUCUUACGAGUGUGUAUCUCAAAUAUGUUUUUGUAUGGCAGGUUUCGAUGGACGCACUCGCCUUGAUGAGCAACGACGGCUCGCGAGACAACCUCGCUCAGGUCGUCGCUCACUUCAUCGGCAUCUUUGUGCACGUCUGGUGCAUGGCCGUCAUUUGCAAGUGCUACUCGUUCUUCGGCGACAAACACGUUAGUUUGACCAUUUUUUACAAAACUUUUGUCACACUUAAGACGAAUUGUGCAGAUAGUUACUGCACUAAUUCCAAGUUGCUUAGGAACUCCUGAGUGGUCCCUAUAGGGGCAAUUUUAGGGUCCCUCUAGAGACUAUUUUACCAUCCCUUAUAGGGUCAUCGAGAGCUUGGAAGUGGUCCCUAUAUGGGUUUUAGUUAGUGGACCCUAUGGAGGACAUCGUAGUCGAUUGAGCUCUAUGCGAAACAUUUUCUUGUAAAACUAAAAAAAAACCUUUUUUGAAUAAAAUUAAACGACCCCUAUAGGGACCACUUUCGGCACCUAUAGGGGGUUUUUUCCCCUAACCCCUAUAGGGGCUACUUUGAAAUUCCUAAGUAUUUGAGCUUAUCAAACCUUGUCACCGCUCUGUGAUAUUUGAAGCGAGUUUGAAAAGAGAAGCGCCGUACUGGGAAGAAAACUUAGCGGCCCUUCUAGGGGGAGAAAUGUCAUCAGUCAGACGGGACCAUAGACUUCAUUUAUUCUCAGAGCGAUUUCCGAAAAGAAUGUUUUAACACGGCAAUAUUUCAGGUCGCCGAGUCGAUCGGUCAGCAGCUGCAGUCGACCUCGAUCGCCUUCGCCAUCGACUUCUCGCGUCCACCGCCCUACUCGCGCUUCUACGCUGAAAAGCAGCCUCUCAACUCAGCAUAG